Molecule: messenger RNA, 621 nt
Organism: Penicillium brevicompactum
Lineage: Eukaryota; Fungi; Ascomycota; Eurotiomycetes; Eurotiales; Aspergillaceae
Product: DsbA family protein
Exons: 5
Coding region: 1-621 (206 amino acids)
Source: RefSeq, a predicted model, not a curated record
AUGUCUGUUCCUCCCCAUCUUGCGGGGCUCAAGCUCUCCGAUGCCUCGCCUCAGGCAUCAUCACAUACCCUCGAAUUGUAUCUGGAUUAUGUCUGCCCAUUUUCGGCCAAGAUGUACAAUACAUUUUACACCUUGAAACCUAUGAUCGCGCAAACGUAUGGGCCGCGUCUUCAGGUCAUCUUUCGGCAGCAUAUCCAACCAUGGCACCCAUCCUCCACUCUGACCCACGAGGCUGGAGCGGCGGUUCUACGAAUCGCUCCCGAGAAGUUCUGGGAGUUCAGUGCCGCCUUAUUCAAACGCCAAACGGAGUUCUUUGACGUCAGCGUGGUCAACGAGACACGCAACAAAACAUACGAGCGACUUGCGGGCGUGGCAGCGAGUGCGGGAGUAGAUGGGCAGAAGUUACUUGAAUUGCUAACCAUUAGCGAAACAUCCGAAGAUGGACAACUAAACACUGGGAACCAAGUGACCAACGACAUCAAAUGGAUGGUCAAGACGGACCGAGUGGUGGGGGUCCACGUUUCUCCCACUGUCUUCUUCAAUGGAGCUGAAGAGCGCAGCAUCAGCAGUAGCUUCACCGCUGCCCAGUGGGGAGAGUGGCUCGCCAAAAACGUGAUCUGA